Messenger RNA from Grammomys surdaster, 945 nucleotides. Its product is annotated as olfactory receptor 6C6-like. Gene Ontology annotation, molecular function: G protein-coupled receptor activity; olfactory receptor activity. The record is from RefSeq and is a predicted model, not a curated record. The transcript has a single exon. Gene Ontology annotation, cellular component: membrane. Gene Ontology annotation, biological process: G protein-coupled receptor signaling pathway. NCBI's taxonomy places the organism in Eukaryota, Metazoa, Chordata, Mammalia, Rodentia, Muridae. The coding region runs from base 4 to 945 and encodes 313 amino acids.
AAAAUGAAAAACCAGUCAGUAGAGAUUGUGUUCAUUUUGCUUGGACUGACUGAUGACCCUCACCUUCAAAUUCUGAUUUUCCUGUUUAUGUUUUUCAAUUACAUCUUGAGCCUGAUGGGGAACUUAGUAAUUAUCUUCCUCACUCUGCUGGAUCUUCGUCUCAAGACUCCAAUGUACUUCUUUCUGCGGAAUUUCUCGUUCUUGGAAAUUGCAUUCACAACUGCCUGUAUUCCACGAUUCUUGAUGAGCAUUCUCACUGGAGACAAAACAAUUACCUACAAUGCUUGUGUAGCUCAAUUAUUCUUCUUUUUUCUACUACUUAUCACUGAGUUUUACCUCUUGGCUGCCAUGUCCUAUGACCGCUAUGUAGCCAUCUGCAGACCACUGCACUACCCCAUCAUCAUGAAUAGCAAAGUAUGCCACAUACUAGUUAUCAGCUCCUGGGUGACUGGGUUUUUAUCCAUAUUCCCCCCUUUAAUGUUGGGACUCAAACUGGUAUUCUGUGCUUCCAAAACUGUAGAUCACUUCCUGUGUGACACUUCUCCUGUCCUGCAGCUGUCUUGCACAGACACACGUUUCAUAGAAUGGAUUGCAUUUGUCGUAGCUGUCAUGACACUUAUCAUCACCUUGAUCUUAGUGAUUCUCUCCUACACACUCAUCAUCAAAACCAUCCUAAAAUUCCCUUCAGCUCAACAGCGGAAAAAGGCCUUUUCCACCUGCUCCUCACACAUGGUUGUUGUCUCCAUUACUUAUGGGAGUUGUAUCUUCAUGUAUAUAAAAACAUCAGCCAAGGAGAGGGUGACUUUAAAUAAAGGUGUAGCUGUGCUCAACACUUCUGUGGCCCCUUUACUAAACCCUUUCAUUUACACUCUAAGGAACCAGCAGGUGAAGGAUGCUUUCAAACAGGUGCUCCACAGAUUGUGUUAUUCUCAAACAGUGAAAUAA